GGAAAACACAGGAAGUUUUAACGUUAUGGACAUCAAUUUACAACUGAUUAUAGCAGGAAGUUUAUUUUUUGGGACUGCUUUCCAAUUUGGGAACGGUUCCGGAGAGUCAACCGAGAAUAUAUCAGACCCGCGAGAAAAUAGGGAGAAAGACUUUGAUGUUCUUAUGCACUGGAAACUAAAUGGUGAAGAGCUGAACAUAAGCUACAGCGCUGUGAACUUAGAAAAAGACAGCAGGUGUAAUGGAAGCAAGGCGCUGAUAUUUGGGCAGGAAGGAGAAAGUAGCGCGUCUUACGCUGAAAUUCGGCCCAAAACAGAUAUCAGCGAAAGAGAGUCGUAUACAAUAAUGUGCUGGAUCAAAUUGAAAAGGUACAACACAAAAACUGACUCCUAUCAAGUCAUUUUGGCAGAUUUGACGACGCAAAAGUAUAUGUUUGCAAUCAUUCAUGGCGGUAAGCUGUCCUUGAACAGCAGAGUCUUUGGAAAAAGUACCUUGAGAUUAAAAGAAGCUCAUGAACGGGUUCGUCUACAUAAAUGGGUCCAUACAGCUGCGACUUGGGACGGUUAUGAAAUAAAAUUGUUUGUAGAUGGUAAAGAAAUGGAUGGGAACACGUUAGAUUCUUCGUUGAAAAAUGAAGGUUCCUUUGAGAGUGAAACAGCUUACAUAGGAGGAUACCCGGGGCUUCACCAGUUCAACGGAUCAAUAAUGGAUCUAUUUGUCAUUGGAACGGCACUCUCGCGGGCUAACAUCAUGAGCGUCUUUAAAGGUGUUCCACUGAUGACGCAGAAAACCGUCAGUGUCCCAGGGAAACAUGUCAUGGUCAAGUGGAAGAGAAUCUUUGAAGGACAGUGUCCUUCUGACAACUUCUUUGUAUAUUACAAAGAAGUAAACUCCACUCAAUGGAAGUUCCGAAACGUGUCCAAGGGAGCUAAUCAAUAUGAUCUUGAGCUGGAGUGUUUUAGAAAGUAUGAUGUAGCUGUUACUGCCGAGAGGUCACAAAAUAGUGAGAAUGUAGAGGCUCCAAGAGAUGCCAGCAAUCAUUGGAAGGUACUAACUGGACAAGAUUUUCCAGAAAUUUUGAAUCACGACCCGGAGGUAAAGGGAAACUUAGUAACGGUGUCAUGGUCACGCCUUGUAGACUGCGAUGUGAAAAACCAUAUUCUCAGGUAUAAGUAUAAAAACGUAGAAGAAUGGACAGAAAAAACUGAACAAGUUCCUGCGACGGAAUUUAAACAUACACUUAAACUGAAAUGCCAUAAAGUCUACCUAAUUGCAGUCACCGCCAGGACGGCAGUUGGCGAGACGCCUCUAACACCUAGCAGUUGGUGGAAGGUCAAAACCGGACAAGACUUUCCGAAAAUGAAAAAACCAGAGGUUAGGAAGAGCAAUGUGACGGUCAGAUGGGAAAAUCCCUUCGUUGGCGAAUGCAAUGUUUCAAGGUUCACCGUGUACUACAGAGAAACAAUGGAGCGUCAGUCUGUAAACUGGACAAAAGUUAUAGUUUCAAGAGACGACUUCCAAACGACUCUUCAGUUGAAUUGCACAACGGUUUACGAAAUUGCAGUCACGGCAUGGAGCUCACAUGGAGAAACGCUGCUGGACGGAAACAUAAAGAAUACGCAGACUUUUGGAGAUUCACCAUCGCCUAUUGAACACAGUUCAAUCACAAUUUUAGAAGACUGUAAAGUGAACAUUUCUUGGAAUCCCCCGAAGGACAAUGGCUGCCCUUUAAAGAAGUACACAAUUUACUACAGAGAGAUUCCAGACUCAUAUAGCACGUGGCACGAAAUAAGUAUACCUGACGUCAGACGAACUCACAAAAUUUUUCCGCUCAAGUGUGGUCAGCAAUACCAGCUAGCACUGACUGCAUCUAAUUCUGCAGGAGAAAGCAAAAUGUCACCUCCUUAUAACAUAAUAACUACAGGUAUUUCAAAGCGGUUUUUACGCAUUUAA
Messenger RNA from Pocillopora verrucosa, 1951 nucleotides. RefSeq lists its product as uncharacterized. Gene Ontology annotation, biological process: multicellular organism development; cell surface receptor protein tyrosine kinase signaling pathway; positive regulation of kinase activity. Gene Ontology annotation, cellular component: signaling receptor complex; plasma membrane. Lineage: Eukaryota; Metazoa; Cnidaria; Anthozoa; Scleractinia; Pocilloporidae. The record is from RefSeq and is a predicted model, not a curated record. Gene Ontology annotation, molecular function: ATP binding; protein binding; transmembrane receptor protein tyrosine kinase activity.